Messenger RNA from Babesia bigemina, 1005 nucleotides. RefSeq lists its product as hypothetical. The record is from RefSeq and is a predicted model, not a curated record. NCBI's taxonomy places the organism in Eukaryota, Apicomplexa, Aconoidasida, Piroplasmida, Babesiidae. Bases 1 to 1005 code for a protein of 334 amino acids. The transcript has 2 exons.
AUGCUUAUAGAGCACAACAUGCCCAAUAUCUGCAUAAAGAUGCAGUCGCUUGUAUGCAGGUAUGGUGGAUGCUGCACCAUAUGGGAAAGUUGGUGGCAACAGGCAACGCUGUCAUCAUUCCAUACAUAUCGGAAGGCUUCACACGAACGUGGUAUUUGGAGAGUCGCGCCUAAUACCGUGCACUGCCACGAAACUAACAAUUAUGGCCAUUGUGGUAGCUUUGAUAAAAGGUUUUCGCACCACUCAGCCCAGCGGGGGAAGUACUAUACCAACCGGUUUUACAUGAAAAAGUGUAAAGCAUGCGCCUUGUGGAACAACUUGUCAGUGAUGCAGUGCGUCCACUGCCUCACGGCUCUGGGGGACGAGGACAUCAGGCUGCGCGUAGUUGACCCCCUGUGUCGGACCGCCAACUCAAGAAGAGGGGAAACUGAGAAUGGGACCGUCGAAUACGUCAUGUUACACCGGUGCUUUGACUUCACGAUCAUGGUGCACCCACAGCCCUCGGCGGCGAUACACCUCUCAGCUGUGCCCAACGGAACCUUCUACGACAUCAAGAACUUCAGGAAGACCCACGUCCCCAUGAUCACCAAAAUGAAGUCCCGCUGCGACGCUAUUAUACACGACGUUAUAACCGGCCACGCUGGGCCUGAUUACCUAAAGAAUAGCGUGUCAGUUAACCAUCUACGAGGGAUCAUCCAGGCCCCCCAACGUGGAUCGAAGAGGCGAAAAGUCAGUGAUAUAGUCUCGGAAGCCAUAUACGGGUUCAAUUACCCCAACAACUUCUCCCACGUCGGAAUGCACGCCAUUGUGCCCCCAAUAAAGUGCUUCAACCUGUUCAAGAGCCCAUUUUUCUACCCACUGUCAAAGGUGCUAUCGGACCUCGAGCACCUAUCCCAAGUGAAGGCAUACACGGCGGACGAGGCGAAGCAGCUGUAUGAAAAAGACAUCAUCAUGGAAGAGAUUGUGGACAUAGACGCUACCUUCAGGGCACAAUACGGUUUCUGA